CGACGCCCCUACCCCCGCGCUCCGAGAACAGAGCCUCCCACGUCCUCUUGUAAUCUAAUGGGAAGCGAAGAGGGCAUAAUUCGAGAUUUUUAGUCCCUCGCGGCAGAGAAGCGCACGAGCUGUUCGUCCACCGCCGCCGCCUGCUCUGAAAGGUCUCGAGAGUCAGCGAGAUGUCGACAAUCGGGCGAUCGGGAGUUGCUGGUGUUCCGCGCCUCGUGAACAAGCAGUUCAACUCACCCAUCAAGCUGUACUCGGACGAGAACGUGACCGAGGUCAUCAACAAGCACGUCCAGGUGCUGGACAACGGCGCCGUUGGAAUCGACUUCCGUACACUCGCAGCCCCCAACCUGGCGAACUCGGCGGUACUCAGGAUGCUGCAGGAGGAGGAGAGGGCAGGAACACAGAAAGGACUAAAACGUGUCACCUGGCCACCUCCGCCAGAAGAGCAGGAACUGAUCUUCAACGAACAGCCCGUCUACUCAAAGGGCCCAGAAGGAAUCAGUCCAGGGAACCCCGGCCAGCCUCAGAGCGCUUGGUCCCCUCCUGCUGCAGCAACACCGCACAACUACCAGCCGAGCCCCCAAAAGCAGACUCCGGUCCAGGCGCAGGUGUACCAACCGGCACAUUUCGAGCCACCGCCAGCGACUGUGGUGCUGAGACCAGAGGCUCCGAUCAGCCAACCACCCCCACCCGUCUUCACAUCACAGCCAGCAGCCACGAAGGGAGUAUCGGGAAGAAUGCGUGGAGACGAGAAGUGGCCCCCAGAGCCUUACAAGGUGCAGGCACAGGCGGAAAAUGAAGCCCGCCUCGCGCUCGCUCGCGGCCCCGCUUUCAGGCCUCGCCGAGUAAAGAAAGAUUACACCGCUUUCUUUGCCCAGAAUGCCUUGAAUCCGACAUAUCCUGGCUACAGAGCCCCUCCAGGCACUCAGCACUACAUCGAAGAAGGCACAUCGAACCUGUAAUAAUAAAGGUGCUAAUGUAGCAUUAGCAGCCAUGCUUCAUUUGAAAACCUAUGUUUAUCUGUUCUCUGGUAAAUGUACUGAAAAAAUAACUUCAGUCACAAUGGAAGCUAUGAACAAAGAUGAAGGGCAGUUAUUUUUUAAAAAAAUUCCAUCCAUCUUUUUUUUUAAUUUCUGCCAAGAACUAUGAUUAAUAUCCAUCAUACAUAAGUUUAAUAAAUUCUAGGCGCCGCUCACGUAUUUUCAAUGACACGAGUGAAGGCAAGAAAAAAAAAUAUGAAUAUCUUGGAAUUUACAGUAACCUGAGAACGAGCAUAUUUUUUUAAGGACCUUAGUAUUUGAAAUAUAUCUUCAAGUGCGUCGAAUAAUGAUGGUCUCUUUUUCUUUUUUUUAAGUUGAUGGAGUCUAGUCUCUUUGUUAAUAUAUUUUUUACGAGUUUUUGGACCUGGUAGUCAAUUAAGAUGAGAUAAUGAUUUUAUGAGCAAAUCAUGAGUGAUCAGUUUCACUUUAAAACGAUGUGAUAUAUCCAUGGUGCCACACAGUUUUUAUAUUAGUCCUUAUUUGAUGUUUAUCAGACAGAUCCACUAUAUUCCCUUCCUAAAAAUACGAAGAGCGACGAACUUUUCACGACUUACAUACGAAUAUCUUCAAUGGUAUUUAUUUGGUGUUUAUAUCAUGAUAAAAGUUUGUUUUGUGCUUAAAAUAUGUUGUUGAUAUCAUGUCUUGAACUGAUGAAUGUAAAGCGAAAGUGUAAAUGUGUUAUUUAGGAAAAUAAAUACUAUCCAUACAUAUAA
Messenger RNA from Schistocerca serialis cubense, 1753 nucleotides. RefSeq lists its product as uncharacterized. The record is from RefSeq and is a predicted model, not a curated record. The coding region runs from base 171 to 962 and encodes 263 amino acids. NCBI's taxonomy places the organism in Eukaryota, Metazoa, Arthropoda, Insecta, Orthoptera, Acrididae. The transcript is spliced from 5 exons.